Molecule: messenger RNA, 1923 nt
Organism: Dujonia railenensis
Lineage: Eukaryota; Fungi; Ascomycota; Pichiomycetes; Serinales; Debaryomycetaceae
Source: the annotation of a GenBank genome assembly
AUGUCGAGCGAAAAAAGUAGCGAUAAAAGGGGGAUGCUGUCCAGAGAAUCGAUAGAUAUUCCGAAGGAGGGCAAGUCCUUUGACAACUCAUACCGUAAGACGCUCAACAGAUUCAAUACACAACCUUCAACGUACGAUAAUGGUGGCAAUAUGAGUCCCCCAUCAGUAGCAGAUACAAACCCUCCAGUCAUACAUAACAAAUUAUUUGUUGAUCAAGUAAAGUUAAGGCUAGAUAAAUUGCAACCACACUCGCACCAUGGCCAGGGCCAAGGCCAUCAGCAAAACCAUAAUCAAAUUCACCAUAAUAACAGUCACUUGGCGUCAUCAUACACUCAGAAGAUAUCACCAGCGAUUUCAUCGAACUCUUCAUGCUCCGUGCUACUGAAACUCAAGAAUGAAGAGCUCAAACCUGUCAGGUCACACACGGAGUUGGCGGAAACCGCUAAUGGAGUUCGUAUGCUUGCACGGAAUCUAGCCAAGGCUACGAUACAGCUUGAUGUACGGGCGAUUAUGGUAGUUACCAAGGCGAGAGACAAUUCACUCAUAUAUCUUACUCGAGAAGUGGCAGAAUGGUUGUUGUGCAAGGAUAGAGAGAUUGUUGUAUAUGUGGAUAGCAAGUUGAGGAACCUGAAGAGAUUUGAUGCACCGGGUUUGAUGAAGACCAUUCCAAGAGCUCAAACUUGCUUGAAAUACUGGGAUAAGUCUUAUGCGCUUCGUAAUCCGGAGCAGUUCGAUUUGGUUGUUACGUUGGGAGGUGACGGUACCGUGUUAUAUGUUUCCAACUUGUUCCAGAGAGUUGUACCGCCAGUUUUAUCGUUUUCAUUGGGAUCGCUCGGGUUUUUGACCAACUUCAAGUUCGAUCAAUUUAGAGACAAGAUGAACUCAGCUGUGGAAUCUGGAGUGAGAGCAUAUCUUCGUAUGAGAUUCACAUGUAGAGUUCAUAAAGCAGAUGGCAAAUUAGUCUGCGAACAACAAGUUUUGAAUGAACUUGUGGUGGAUAGGGGCCCUAGCCCAUAUGUUACACAAUUGGAGCUUUACGGAGAUGGUUCAUUGUUGACCAUAGCACAGGCGGAUGGAUUAAUAAUAGCUACACCUACAGGCUCCACCGCUUACUCACUUUCCGCUGGUGGUUCGUUGGUACAUCCUGGUGUUAGUGCUAUCAGUGUGACGCCCAUCUGUCCGCAUACUUUAUCAUUCAGACCCAUUUUGUUACCAGACGGAAUGCUUUUGAAGGUAAAGGUACCUAAAUCUUCAAGGGCCACUGCUUGGGCGUCGUUUGAUGGUAAGGUGCGAACAGAAUUGAAGAAGGGUGACUAUGUUACUAUCCAAGCCAGUCCAUUCCCUUUUCCUACGGUGAUAUCAUCGAAAACCGACUAUAUUGACAGUGUGAGCAGAAAUUUGAACUGGAACGUUCGUGAAACUCAAAAACCUUUUGCAUCCUUGUUGAAUAAGUCACCACAUGCAAACGGAAGCCAUACUAAUGUAAGGGGGGAUAUAGGCGAAAUGUCUGGCAAUCUCCACAUAGAUGCAGACGGAGAUGGGUCUAGAGAUGACGAUGAGGACGAAGGUGAGAAUAGUGAAGGUGGCGACGGAUGUGAAGAUAACGAUGAAGAAGAUCAAUUUGACAUUGAUGAAACUGAUAAUGAUGAGAUGGAAUCUCUAGAAGAGGUUGAAGAAGAGGAGAAACGAACUUUGAGACAGCAGAUAAGGGAAAAUCUCGAAAUGCAGCCGGUUACCUCAUCUACUAGUAACACUACAUUCUCUACUUCAUCUACUUCGUCGUUCGAAGACGAAGAUCUGAGUCCUUACUUACCAGAGUCAGGAAAUGGAUUGAGUACACCACCCCUGCACCUUCCUAAUUUUAAUUUUGAGGAGAGAACAUGUUACGCACAUCCAAAUGCUAGGAUAUCGUUAAGAGAUUAG